This is a messenger RNA of Umbelopsis ramanniana AG, 1731 nucleotides long. RefSeq lists its product as uncharacterized. The transcript is spliced from 5 exons. NCBI's taxonomy places the organism in Eukaryota, Fungi, Mucoromycota, Umbelopsidomycetes, Umbelopsidales, Umbelopsidaceae. Gene Ontology annotation, molecular function: iron ion binding; heme binding; oxidoreductase activity, acting on paired donors, with incorporation or reduction of molecular oxygen. The coding region runs from base 345 to 1658 and encodes 437 amino acids. The record is from RefSeq and is a predicted model, not a curated record.
CCAAGAUGUCUCUUACAUUUGACAAAGUUAAAAACCGUUUCUUAGCUUCAUCGCCUACUGCCCAGUAUGCCAUGACCAUAGGUAGUGCUGGUGCAGCUGCCUUGGCUGUCUUAGCCAUCAUCUACCCAGACAGAGCCCUCUUUGACGACAAGAGAGAUGAUAUCCCACAGCGUCCUGGUUUUCCCAUCGUCGGCAGUCUUCCCCAUUUGCUAAGCAAUAUGACACAAUUCCACCACUUUGCUCUCCAAGGUUUUGAGAAUGUCGGUACAACAACGUAAGUGAUCUGACAGACAAGUUUUAAUGGGUGCCGAUGCCAUGACUAACUCACCCGCCGUUAUAGAACCAUGUCCAAUCUCGGCAUUCCCAGAAAUAUCGCUACUUCUGACCCACGCUGUGUCGAACAUAUUUUGAAAACCAAUUUUUUGAACUAUGAAAAAGGUCCUCAAUUCAGAGAUGGUAUGGACGCCUUGUUCGGACAUGGCAUCUUCAACGCAAAUGGCGACGAAUGGAAGUUCCAGCGCAAAACAGCUUCGCAAAUUUUCAAUGUGAAGAACUUUCGCGACCACUUUACUGAUGUUUUCGUCGACGAACUCCAGUACAUGACCAGUGUCAUUUUGGAUCCUCUGGUUGAAAAUGGCCAGGCCGUUGAUUUCCACGACCUCAUGUUCAAGUUCACCUUGGAUUCCUUUGUCAUUAUCGGUUUUGGCGAAGAUCUCGGUGCCUUACGUACUGAAGGCAAGGUUCCAUUUGCGGCAGCAUUCGAUGCCGCUCAAGUCAAUACCGCCAAAAGAAUGCUAGUCCCUUACUGGCGUGCUAGAGAAGGUAUUGCUAAGGUUUUAAUGCCUUGGAAGUCCAGCAUGGAUGAUCACAUUAAGGUGGUGAAUAGUUACGCUGCUGAUAUGAUCAGCAAACGCCGUAAAGACGUCGAAGAGGGGCAAGAUCACAACGAUUUACUUAGUCGGUUCCUGAAGUCAAAGGACGACCAAGGCAAUCUUCUCAAUGACCAGCAGCUUCGCGACAUCAUUCUUAACUUUAUCAUUGCGGGUAGAGAUACCACAGCUCAAGCACUUUCUUGGGCCAUGUAUCAAUUGAUGCUGAAUCCAGAAGUCGAGGAAAAGCUGGCUAAGGAAGUUUUUGCCAACAUCUCUGAUGACGACGAAAAGAAUUCUCCUGCUCUUUACGAGAUUAUCAAGGACAUGAAAUAUGCCCAUGCUGUGUUCUACGAAACUUUGCGUCUGCAUCCUUCGGUGCCUGCCAACCAAAAAUACGCCCUUGAAGACGAUAUCUGGCCUGAUGGCACUGUGAUCAAGAAGGGUGAUUACGUGGUUUGGUCGCCAUGGGCUCAAGGUCGUCUUGAAUCUGUAUGGGGACCAGAUGCCAAGGAAUUCAAGCCAGAACGCUGGUUCAAUGAAGAUGGUGACCUUCGCCGUGAAAAUCAAGGUGUCUGGCCCGCCUUCCACGCUGGACCUCGUGUCUGUCUGGGCCAAAAUCUUGCAACGUUGGAAGCUCUGGUAGCUCUUACUCUGUUGGUCAAGAAGUACCGCUUCAAUUUGGCACCUGGACAGGACGUCACCUAUCAACUGUCGUUGACCUUGCCCAUGAAAGACGGUAUGAAGGUCUAUGUUCAGCAGCGUGAAAAACCAGAGAUUGCUGCUUAGAUCCUUCUCUGUUAUGACAUAUGUAGCCCAUCACUUGUACAGUACAUUUAAAUAUACUCAAUUAAAUAUCGCU